Molecule: messenger RNA, 381 nt
Organism: Porites lobata
Lineage: Eukaryota; Metazoa; Cnidaria; Anthozoa; Scleractinia; Poritidae
Source: the annotation of a GenBank genome assembly
GCAGGAGUGAGCAGUAUCGCGCAAAUAUCUUUCAUUCCCGUUGUCUCUGCACAUUGCGAGCAGUUUAUCAAAUACGAUUGUAAAGGUAGUCUGCUUUUCCGUCCUGACGACCCAGCAACAGGCUGGUGGGUAUCACAUAACGGCAUUCAGCUGUUGUAUUCGGGUGGAGCCUCUCCAGUUGAUUUCAAAAAGUGCGUAUGCGGGACUACAUCCCCAAACAUAUGUGUACGGAAAGCUCAUAUAGCUGCAACUGUUAUGCAAGCAUGGAUAGGUCCUGGCUUGAGGACAGUGGGUACCUCACUGAAAUCGUCUUUCUGUGAUACAACUAUAAGGUUUCAUCUAUAUAUCAAUCGACACCAUCUGCGAAGCAUUGAAGCCUAG